Triticum dicoccoides is the source of this 959-nucleotide messenger RNA. RefSeq names its product gamma-gliadin-like. The record is from RefSeq and is a predicted model, not a curated record. The coding region runs from base 66 to 797 and encodes 243 amino acids. The transcript has 2 exons. Lineage: Eukaryota; Viridiplantae; Streptophyta; Magnoliopsida; Poales; Poaceae.
CAAACUUCACACACCUAGACCACAAGCAUCAAAAGCAAGCAAGAAGUAGUAACCACAAAUCCAACAUGAAGACCUUCCUCAUCUUUGUCCUCCUUGCCAUGGCGAUGAACAUCGCCACUGCCGCUAGGCAGCUAAACCCUAGCAACAAAGAAUUACAAUCACCUCAACAAUCAUUUUCCCAUCAACAACAACCAUUUCUACAGCAGCCAUAUCCACAACAACCAUAUCCAUCACAGCAACCAUAUCCAUCGCAACAACCAUUUCCCACACCCCAACAACAAUUUUCCCAGCAAUCACAACAACCAUUUUCCCAGACCCAACAAUCGUUCCCUCUGCAACCACAACAGCCAUUCCCCCAGCAACCCCAACAACCAUUUCCCCAGCCCCAACUACCAUUCCCCCAGCAACCAGAACAAAUAAUUCCCCAGCAACCCCAACAACCAUUCCUCCAACAACCACAACAACCUUUCCCCCUACAACCACAACAACCAUUCCCCCAACAACCACAACAAUCAUUCCUCCUAGGACCGCAACAACCAUUUCCCCAGCAACCCCAACAAUCACAACAAUCAUUUCCCCAGCCCCAACCCCAGCAACCCCAACAACCAUCCAUCCUGCAACCACAACAACCAUUACCCCAACGACCACAACAACCAUUUCUACUGCCCCAACAACAAUUAUCCCAGCAACCAGAACAAACAAUUUCCCAGCAACCCCAGCAACCACACCAACCUCAACAACCAUAUCCACAACAACAACCAUAUGGGACUAGUCUUACAAGCAUCGGUGGCCAAUGAAAUGAAGACCUGCAAUACAAGACGGAUGGAUCAUCAUUGUUUAGUCAAUGAGCGAUCAAUGUAACGAUGAUAAAUAAAGUGACGUGCACCAUAAUGUGUAACCCCGACCUAUACUAGUUCAAACAUGGGAAUAAAAGACAAAGAAAGUUCUUGUCACAAAGA